This is a messenger RNA of Pogonomyrmex barbatus (red harvester ant), 1227 nucleotides long. It is a transcript of the gene bug, whose product is annotated as thioredoxin domain-containing protein bug. NCBI's taxonomy places the organism in Eukaryota, Metazoa, Arthropoda, Insecta, Hymenoptera, Formicidae. Gene Ontology annotation, biological process: cilium assembly. The record is from RefSeq and is a predicted model, not a curated record. Gene Ontology annotation, cellular component: cilium.
GGCAUUUGAUGCUCUCAUGUAAAGACACCUUACACAUAACCUGCGAAUGCAUCUCCAAAAUCUACGCUCCAUUAGUAUGAAUAUGCCCAUGCUGUUGAUCUAUGUCUACUAUGGUCCAUUUAUACCAAGAUAUCUAAUAUUUCUACGGUCAAAUAUAAUCAAAUAGUUCGUUGUGUAUUCUGUUAUGUUUGUAGACUUUAAUCCGAUUUAUCAAUUUAUUAUAAUAAUAUAAAAUAAUAAAUAUAGUUUAAUGUUGAUGUUAUCAAAAAUGAAUUUAUUGAGGAUGUGCUUUAUGAGUUUUAUUAUAUUUCUUCUAAUCUUAGUUAAUAUUAUCAACAGUGAAAAAAUUAUAAAAAAGCUUACAAUGUCCGCAAUAUCUAAGGAUAUUUUCAAUGAAGAAGAAAGUAAGGUUCUUAUAGAUGAAAAGGAUGGCUCUGUGGAAGUAAAUGCUGAUACAGUAAAUACAGUAAAUAUUACUGAAACUGUCUCAAAUAAUACUAUUAAAGUUAAUUGCUCAUCGGAAAAAAUUUAUGGUCCUGUUGAGAUUGUUAAUGCAACAAGACUCAUGGAAUUAUUAAUUCUGGAUCCUGGACCAUCAAAUCGCUCCAGAAAUGAUAAAGAUGGUAAACAGUUACCAGGAACAUGUGUUUUAGUGUUAUUUUAUGCCAGAUGGUGCAUAUUCAGUAGUCAAGCUGCACCACAUUUUAAUGCUAUACCUCGUUCAUUUCCUUAUAUUAAAACUGUAGCUAUUGAUGCUAUAAAACAUCAAAGCUUUAAUGCUCAAUAUGGGAUUGUUGGAGUUCCAACAUUGAUGUUGGUUCACAAUGGAAAACCUGUCGCCAAAUUUAAUGAUACAAUUUAUACUCUGGAAUCAUUUGCCAAGUUUGUAUCUCACUUGACAAAUCUGCAGCCAAAUGGCUCAUUAUAUGUUACUUCAGCAGACUUUACAGGACCAGUUUCGAGCACACCUUCCAAUGAAAUGGAUUAUUGUUUAGUAUUAUCAUGGAUUUUUAUAGUCGCUUGUGUGCUGUAUUUCACAUCACGCAGCAGAUGGUGGCAACAAUUUGUUGAACUUAUUCAAAAUACUUGGCUCGAAAGUAAUGCGGAACAUGAACAUGUUGAUUAAACAGAUUUUAAUCAGAUCAUUAAUUAUUCAAUUAUUUAUUUAUCAAAAUUUUGUAAACAUGUAAAUAAAAUAAGAAAAAUAAAUAUAUAAAUAUUAAGAAA